GGCAAUUUUGACGCUCUCGCCGCUACCGGUGUGAACGUACAGUAAGGGGUUGGCAGCGAGCAGUGAGAACUCCGGUUCGAAACUCGCUCGCUCUCUGACCCAUGUAACAUCUAAUACAUAACGCAGCAAAGACCCACCCGUUACACUCACAAACCAGUCUGCCCUGAAGAGGUAAGGGAUUCCUACUAAACGAAAUUCAGUGAGUUCAAACGGGCAAAGGCGUUCCAUUUCCCUCACCGCGUCAAGUCCCUGUCUCUGUCUCUUCGAUGGAAUUGAGGAAAGAGGCGCGAGGAUUCACGGAGAAAGCAUUGGGACGCAGGUGUCUGAGAUACACACCCAAAACAUCACCCUCCCCCUUCCUUUCAGUGUUUUUCAAGUUUCAACAGUCACUCUCCAGAGUCUUUCUUCAGAUGAAAUGGGGGAUGACCGACCUUUUGUGUGCCACACCCCAGGGUGUGGGCAGGGAUUUACCAGUGAAGACCACCUUGCUGUCCACAAGCACAAACAUGAGAUGACCCUAAAAUUUGGACCUGCCAGAACUGACUCUGUCAUAAUUGCAGACCAAACCCCCACACCCACCCGCUUCCUGAAGAACUGCGAGGAGGUGGGGCUGUUCAAUGAGCUGGCCAACUCAUUUGAGCAGGAGUUCCACAAGGCCCAGGAGGAUGACGAGAGUAAGACGGCCAAAAACCCGUCGCUGGCACUGCAGAUCCCCUCAGCGGUGAAAGUGAAGGAGGAGGAGCCAGUGGAGCUCGACUCCUCUCCCCCAGGGAGCCCAGAAUCCAUUUCCAGCAUUUGUGACACUGGCGGGAUACCCAAGGAGGCUCCCCAGCAUCCAUCGGCGAGUUCAGCACCCACUCCCACCAUUGUGCGCCCAGGUUCUCUGCCUCUGCAUCUCGGGUAUGACCUGCUGCAUCCCACCCUGCCCUCCCCUACCUCCGUUAUCACACAGACCCCUCCCUCCGGUCGCCAGCUGGGCUCUCCCACAGGCUUAUACCCUAUGAUGAUGCACUUUCCUCCUGGGCAGGCAGUACCCCUGCUCCCCAGCCUGGGACAGAUGGCCUCAGUCAUAUCCCUUGCUCGGCCAGCAUGCACGGUGUCCAGCAUUCCGGACAUCCCUGGCCCUCCCCUGGGUGGCGACAGCAGCGUUUCCUCCUCCCUCAUUGGACACAGCUCCCAUUCCGAGGCUAAGAUGAGGCUGAAGGCGGCGCUGUCCCACCUGGUCCCUGUAGCUGUGAAUGGCAGUGGCAUGGCUGUUGGCUCCAGCUCCAUGGUGCCUCAGAGGCAGGAGCAGAGUCAGCAGUGUGACACGCCCUCACCUACACAACCACAGGUCUCCCCAGCCCAGCCCACAGGGGGUCGGCGGCGGAGGGCAGCAGACGAUGACCCAGACGAGCGGAGGCAGCGUUUCUUGGAGAGGAACAGGGCUGCUGCCUCCCGGUGUCGACAGAAACGCAAGAUCUGGGUCAAUUCCCUCGAGAAGAAAGCUGAAGAGCUCGCCUCCAUUAAUGUCUCUCUGACAAGUGAGGUGAUGCUGUUGCGGAAUGAGGUGGCCCAUCUAAAGCAGCUGCUGCUAGCCCACAAGGACUGCCCUGUCACCACUCUGCAAAAGGCUGCCUGCCUAGGAGAGGAGAGCCCUAAAGACAUCUCUGAGCCCAAGGGCUCUCCAGCUCCUGUCAUCCAGCACAGCUCCCAGGCCCCUAGCCCAUUGGGAAGACCAAAUGGACUGAGCAAGCAAGCAGCUCCAGAGGUGGUGGCCAUGUCUGUAAUGGCAGGCAUGGGUAGCCAGCAAAGAGAAAUUGAACCAUCCCAUGUUAUCAUGGCCUCACAGUCACAGACGGCCACCAGAUGAUGGGUGUGCCCUGGAACUCUUAAAUGAUUGGAGACAGAAGCGGGACAGAGGAACAAGAUGAGGCAGAUCCCCUACAAAUGUAAACAGUUUUCCCUCCUGCAUGCCCAUUCUCUUGAUAUUCAGGUACAAUCUGGAAAAGAACCAUUUUCCACUGACUACAGGGACUGUGCUCUGCCCCACAUAAUCCUCCUGACCCAGCUGUUACGUAAUCUCCUCAGACAGCAUGACCUCAUCAUCUGUCCUGAGGGCACAUUCCUCCCUACUGACAUACUGUAACAUGCACAUGCAUACACAAACACACAGUACUUUGAGCAGAUUUUUAUGUCUCACACUGACAGCCUUUUGAAACACAUACACACUUUUGAAAUGGAUAUGGAAGAUUACCUCUAGUAUGUGGCAAUAUUUUACUGGCAAAUUCCCAGGUAUCAUUUGUUUUAAAGCUCCUAAAAAUGAGAUUGACUGAUCAGUAAACCAAGCAACCUCAGGCCCUUUUGUGGAAAAAAUGACUUCUGUUUCAGUAAGUAAUAUGAAGGGUUGAUGUAAAGGCCAUACUUUUCCCUCAUUUACCAUUUUAUCUUGGCUGACACUGACACCCAACUUCACCUCACCUCAGGCACCUCAUGCCAAUGGGUGCUCCCCUCAGCACUAGCUGUCCUCCUUUGAUUCUCAUUAAUGAGACUCACUGACUCAGCGACGGAAGGGUUUGAGCCAUGAGGAGGCGUUCAUAAUUAGAGACUCAAAAGCUAAAUUUGUUGUGCAAAUACAAUACAAUAUCGCUUGUUAGCGAUUACCAGGAUAAGUCAUUACAUUGAUUAUUUCAAGUAAGAAAAAGGGAGAGGCUUAGUGUAAUCGGAUGCUGCAUGAAUUUUGGCAUGAUUAUGGUACAUGCAUAAUAGUAUACAUAGUAGAUAACUAGCUUUUACUGUUUAUGCCACUUUUUACAUUAUGUAAUGGCUGUACCAUACAUGAAUUCUAUCCAUGACAUUUUUGCAACACUAGAAAGUGAUGUUAGUCACUGUUCCAUCAUGAAAAUCCCCAGCCAGUAAUGCGUGUCAGAUAGUUAAUUGCUUAGGUGGUUAUUACUAUGAGUUACUGUUUUUGCUGACUGUACCUGUGUAAUAGCAGGGUCUUGUUGCAGCUUUUAUCAUUUGGACAAAACUAAAAUAGUUCAACCAUCACAACAAUUUUUUUUUUAAAUUCCAUCACUAUACAUCGCAAAGUUACAGUGACCCUCUUAACUUCAUGGCCCCUUCACCUUCAGGGCUGUUUCAUGGCUCUUUUUUAUUUCACGUGGUAAGUGGCAUUCAUCUGUCAUCACUUUAAGCUGCUGUUUAUAAAUGUAUUACAGCUAGCUCAACAAUAGUCUGUUUAGAAAGUAUUAAUACACAAAUGGAACUUUUUUGGUCAAUGAGCAAAAUCAAAGCCUUCAAUCACAUGUAAUGCAAAAAAAAAUGACUCAAAGUGCUGAAUAUUGUGAUGUACUCAAGGAUAUUUUUGUUUUUAAGAUCAAUUCCAAUAACAAGCAGCAUUUGCUAAGUUUCAUGUUGCAAUGCAACAUUUGUAGCUUCCAGGUGCAUUUUCAAUAUUUUUCAGACUGGUUACUUAAAAGCAAAAUGUGACCAGCAGAAGCCAGAUAAGGCAGGAUUUUAUCAGAGUGUAAUCAGUCUUAGAGAUAUUUGUCAACCUCUAAUGAAGAUUCCUAUGUAGUUAAUGUUACUACAUGGCUGUAUGUUGAUCAGUAUCUGACAGUAUACUCCUAUAUGCAGAUGCACUAACCCCUGAAUUUAUAAGCGUGCAGCUUUAUUGUAGCUAAUACAAUACAGACACAGAGGGUAAUGCUGCGGCAAAUGAAAAUAUUGAUUACUCUGUUCCAGUAUUUAAAGGCUCAUGUUUUAAAAUUGCCUGAAUUUCUUCAUUUGUGUAGUAUGGUGUCUUGCAACCAUUUUGUUUGAAUACAUUAAAUGACUUGCUUAUCAUACUGCUGCACUUGCACAGAUAACAGAGCAUUUCAGUCAAUGAGUUGAGAAGGAGAGUUGAGUGUGAUUCCCAUGUUGAAUGACUUUGUUGAGUCUCAGUGAAGCAGCUGCUGAGACCCUGGUGUUCAUUUUGUGCCAGUUUCAGUAAUAAGCAGUAAUAACAGUGUUAAAAGUACAUAUCAUGUGCACAACUGUAUAUCAGCAAAUUAAAUAAACAUCUAGCUAGUAAAUGCAGCUAACCCCUCACAGCUCUUUAACUAACAGGGACACACACAACUUUUAUUUUGGUCACACAUGAAUCCUGCUUUCUGACCAAGUCACACUAAAAGCCACACUCCCUGAUAAAACAUCUCUGUGCAGUAUUUAACAAAUAAUUAAUAGCCUUAAGAAAUAAUUAUCACAAUUGAACUGAGUGCUAACAUCUCAUACUCUGCCAAGUCACAAUCGAACUAAGAGCUAACAUCCCAUACUUUGAUAGGAUACAAUGGAAAGAAGUUAACUAAUUUGGCUAGCUGUUGUAAUUUUCCAUGUUUUUGUAGAGAUUUGAACAGUACUUUCAUUUAGAUACACAUAAUUGCAAAGUCCUUCAGUCCUUUCAAAUGGUAUUCUAAAGUACUGAACUGCAAAAAGGCAGAUCAACAAAUUCAUUACAGUCCUUAUGUUUUGUUUGGUUGGUUAUGAAUAAUUUGAUUAGGUGUCACUAUUCCCAAAUCUCUCAGUGCUUUCCACAGAAAUUUAAUCUCUGUCAAAAUGCCUUAAAACUCACACUAGUGCCUCCUGCUCCUCUGAGAUGACUGGCAGAGUUGCUGGGGAAUCAGAGCUUGGCUUGGCUUGACUACCAUCCUAGUCUGGAUCAGACAUUCUGUAAGAAGAAAGUUAUGCAUCUAUCCUUCAGCCUUAUUCGUCCAGAGAUCACUAACCCCCAACCCUCUGACUCUAUUAUUUCCUGUUGAAAAACAACACAAGGAACGUUUAUUACUUCAACGUACAUGCACUGUCCACUUCAUAAAGGAAAGGAACUUAAAUAGUCCAAACAUGGGUAUUACAAAUAUCUAUGAGCUUUUUGAACAGAGAUUUGUAUGUUGAUUUUAUUCAGGGAAUAGUGAUCAUUUUCUGUUAUUUUCUAUUCACUUA
Megalops cyprinoides (Indo-Pacific tarpon) is the source of this 4962-nucleotide messenger RNA. Its product is annotated as cyclic AMP-dependent transcription factor ATF-7-like. Gene Ontology annotation, molecular function: DNA-binding transcription factor activity, RNA polymerase II-specific; cAMP response element binding. Gene Ontology annotation, biological process: regulation of transcription by RNA polymerase II. NCBI's taxonomy places the organism in Eukaryota, Metazoa, Chordata, Actinopteri, Elopiformes, Megalopidae. The coding region runs from base 416 to 1852 and encodes 478 amino acids. The transcript has 12 exons. The record is from RefSeq and is a predicted model, not a curated record.